AUGACACGCAUGAUCACGCGAAAGUUUGCUGUCUUUGAUUGCGAGGAUGCCCCAAAAUGGAAGGGGCACGAGAAGCUGUAUACAGAGACAUUUGGUGGAGCGAAGGCAACCUGGGACAUAUUUAAGUGCUGGGAUGGGGAGCUGCCUGGGCUGGAGGCUGCAGAGCAGUUUGUGGGUAUCUUCAUCACAGGCAGCCACUUUUCAGCUUACGAGGACAUGCCCUGGAUUUCUGCACUGAUGACCUGGCUGCAUGACUUCCUGCAGCGUGAGCACAGCACCCGCAUUGUCGCUGUGUGCUUUGGCAGCCAGGUGGCUGCCAGGGCUCUGGGAGGCAGGGUGGGCAAAAAUCCCUCGCAGCGCUUUGUGCUGACAGUGGAGGACUUGCAGUUGACGGAGGCGUUUGCACAGAAGGACUAUUUCAGGGCAGCGUUUGAGCAGCAGACGGGGGGACAGGAGCCUCCAGCAUCGCUCAAGAUCAUAGAGAGCCACGGCGAUCAGGUGUUGGAGCUGCCCGAAGCUGCCCAGCUGCUGGCCACGUCAGCCACCGCGCCAAAUGAGGUGUGGACCGUGGGAGACCGCCUCCUCGCCAUCCAGGGCCACCCCGAAAUGGCUCCACAAGAAGCGCUCUCCAAAAUCCACGCCACAUUGGCCUCGAACGGGCGGCUGUCAGAGGAGGAGGCGGCCGCCAGCAGGGCGGCUCUGGAGGGAACUCCCCCGGACUCAGCCGCCAUCCAACGCAUAAUGGAGGCCUUUGUGGAGCAGGGCGCUGCUUCAGACACCCCCCUGCCUCCGCCAGAAGAAGUGCGCGCAGGAAAAAAACCCGAGGAAGGGACAACCCCGGAGACGGGCACCUCUUAUGGCCUGACAGGAUGGCUGCCAUCAGUCACCAUGCCAGCCGUGUCGCUGCCAAGUCUGGCGCUGCCUGCAUGGAUGCCCCGGCCCGGUUUGGCAACCUCCGCCUCCUCAGCACCACCUGGCCAUGACUCAUCCGCGCCGCAAGAAACUUCAGCGCAGCCCGCUGAAGCAGCAGCAUUAUUAGACACAGCUACCACAGCCACACAAGCAGCAGACUCUGUGCAAAUCUCUGCGGAUCCUGAGGGCAAAUCUCAAGGUGACAUAUUACCCGGCAGCGGUGCGCCAACAGGAGGCCGGCCGGAAGCUGGCAAGCACCUUCCGGAAAGUUCAGCAGCUGAGGCGUCUGGAUCAGGAACGCCGUUGGACGUGCGUCCAGGUCCCUCUAUGCCUUUACAGGAAUCAGAGGCGGCGUCUAGCUGUGCAGCCGACCGAGCUGCGGCCAGGAGAGCAAAGCUGCAUGCGCAGGCUGAGCGGCUGGUGGAUGACAUGGCGGGCGCAGUGAGCGCUGAGCUGGACGGGGCGGUUGCAAACUACGAGCUGCUGUUUGGCGUGAACACCGUGUCUCGCGCGGAGUUCCUGCACAUGCAGCAGGAGCUCGCCAACUGGCAACCCCUCAUGCAGGCACGCACCUGCUCCAGCUUCGAGAUUCAGCGGAAGAGGGAGGCAUGCCGGCCGCUGCUGGCAGCGUUGGAGGGGCUGGAGGCGCGCAUGGAAUCGGUGGAAGGGAACAUCGCCACUCUGGACGCCGACACUCGCCACCUGGCACGCCAGCUGGGUGUCCCACCGGAUGCCUAG
Messenger RNA from Coccomyxa subellipsoidea C-169, 1650 nucleotides. RefSeq lists its product as hypothetical. The record is from RefSeq and is a predicted model, not a curated record. Gene Ontology annotation, cellular component: cytosol. Bases 1 to 1650 code for a protein of 549 amino acids. NCBI's taxonomy places the organism in Eukaryota, Viridiplantae, Chlorophyta, Trebouxiophyceae, Coccomyxaceae. The transcript is spliced from 10 exons.